ACAGAACUGUCCUCAUCCCCGUACAGAACUGUCUGCAUCCUCGUACAAAACUAUCUGCGUCCCCGUACAGAACUAUCCGCGUCCCCGUACAGAACUGUCCGCGUCCACGUUCAGUGUGGCGCCAAGGAGAUUGUCUGGUUACGCGCAGAGUGGACUGAGGUGAUCUUGGGGAAUAACGACGGAGUUUGUUACAGUGUUGAGACAGUUUACUGUUCAAUUUGCUUUUUUCGUUACGGUCAGAGACAGUAUGAGUGAAGCCAUAUCCUUUUCACUCUCUAUCCUUGUUUCAUUUUGUGGUUCACCGGAUUCAUCAUCAUCGAGACGAGGUACAGACGAACAACCUGCUAGCUAGUCGGUACAGCUCGGUACUCUAGUUAGCUACUCUACCAGCAGCAUCCUAGUUAUCCUAGCCAUUCGGUACAGCUCGGUAAGCUAGCUAGCUACUCUACCAGCAGCAUCCUAGUUACCAUAGCUACCACUACAUCAUCACUGGCUGUCUGCAUUUCUUGUGGACCGAUGGAGCUCCCCGGUUGUUUCUUCCACCUGUUAAAUCCCGGUGAGGCUUCUCCCUCUCUCGUUGACGGAUGCUGGCUACCUCUGUCCGGUUCUCCUCUCUUCACUAGAUGGACGGUAACUUUAGUGUUUAAACCCUCUGUGUCCAAGGACCGAACUUUUGAAUAUUAUUUUCAGGGCGCCUCAAUAGCAGGUAUUGAACACCGGGUAAAUAAUCACUAGUCAGAACUUCAACCUCAGUAUACAUUCAUUAUAAAAAUCAUCUUAAUAUCUGAUAUUGUGAGUUAACAACCUCGAGAGUGCGUCUUCCAGCCCUCCAAUAAAUUACAUCAUUCAACCCUCCUGGUUAGUAAAUUUACCUCAACAUGCCCCCGGAGAAGGCAGAGUAACGACACCAGCCUUUUAGCGGGGCUGACAGACUGACUACAACGCUCGCGUUGCUAAAUUAAUUUCGUCAUUAAACAUGACACACUGCUCGCGCCAACGAGCGUCUAGAAGUCAGUUCUAUUUGUGACGCAAUUCGCGCUGCAUCUCCUCAUUGAUUUAUAGAAGCAGGUACCCACGUGCCAUCUCCUCAUUGGUUUAUAGAAGCAGGUACCCUCAUUUAGCAAAAAAAACAUAACAUAUUAACAUAAACAUAACUUCUUUAAACAAUAAAAGCUCAUUUACGAACAUUUCUGAAAAUUGAUAAAUAUAAAUAUCUGAACAUGAAUUUAAAGCGUUUAAACGUUAUAGAAUGAAACACUUCUUAUGUUUCCCCAUCUGAGCUCAGAGUAGAUGAGAGAUGUAAUGUUUGUCUCUGUUGUGUUGAAGUCCAAUCAAGCAGGAGAGACCAGCCUCCCCUGUACCCAGCUGUGUGUCUAUGAAGAGUGACAAGUCUUUGCGUCAUCCUAUAGAGUUUAGAGAGGGAGACUUUUCUACUGAACAAAGAAACCAGCAGGAGAGAUCAGAGUCAGAGAUUCUCAGUUGUCAGUCUUCCCAGAGUCAUCAAACAGACCUGGCCUCCAUAUUCAGUUUGCUUGAAGAGAAAAUUAUGACAUUUGUGAGGAACGAGCUGAAGAUGUUCAAGAGGAUUCUUAGUCCAGAACUCCCAGAAGGCUUUGAGAGUCAGAAGCAGGAUAAGGAAGUGGUGGAUGCUGAAGAUGAGAAGCAGGAGAGCAGUGCCAGAGAGGGGGCUCUGAAGAUCACACUGCACGUCCUGAGGAAAAUGAACCAGAAGGAGCUUGCUGACACACUGGAGAAAUAUGAUCUUGCUGUGAUUUGCCAACGUGAACUCAAAUCUAGUCUAAAGAAGAAGUUUCAAUGUGUAUUUGAGGGGAUCGCUAAACAAGGAAACCCAACACUUCUCAAUAAGAUCUACACAGAGCUCUACAUCACAGAGGGUGGAACAGGAGAGGUUAAUAAUGAACAUGAGCUGAGACAGAUUGAGACAACAACCAGGAAACAAGCAAGACCAGAGACUGCAAUCAAAUGUAACGACAUCUUCAAACCCUUAACUGGACAAGACAAACCUAUCAGAACUGUGCUGACAAAGGGAGUCACUGGCAUUGGAAAAACAGUCUCUAUGCAGAAGUUCAUUCUGGACUGGGCUGAAGGAAAAGCAAAUCAGGAUGUCCAAUUUGUAUUUUCAUUCCCUUUUCGGGAGCUGAAUUUGAUGGAAGGGGACAAACACACUUUCAUUGAACUUCUUAAUCACUUCUCAAUGGAAACCAAACAGUCAGGAAUCUCCAACUACAACAAGUACAAAGUUCUGUUAAUCUUUGAUGGUCUGGAUGAGUGCCGACUGCCCCUAGACUUCCAGAAGAACAAGAUCUGUUGUGACGUCACAGAGUCAACCUCAGUGGAUGUUCUGCUGACAAAUCUCAUCAAGGGAAAUCUGCUUCCCUCUGCUCUCAUCUGGAUAACUACCCGACCUGCAGCAGCCAAUAAGAUCCCUUCAGGGUGUGUUGACCAGGUGACAGAGGUACGAGGGUUCAAUGACCCACAGAAGGAGGAGUACUUCAGGAAGAGAUUCAGUGAUGAGGACCUGGCCGGCAGAAUCAUCUCACACAUAAAGACAUCAAGGAGCCUCCACAUCAUGUGCCACAUUCCAGUCUUCUGUUGGAUUUCUGCAAUAGUCCUUGAACACAUGCUGAAACAUAAGAGAGAAGAGAUGCCCAAGACUCUGACUGAGAUGUACACACACCUUGUGGUGUCUCAUACCAAACAGAAGAAUGCGAAGUAUCUUGGGAAAGAAGAGACAGGUCCACACUGGAAUAAAGCUAGCAUUCUGUCACUGGGAAAACUGGCUUUUCAACAGCUUGUGAAUUGCAAUCUGAUUUUCUAUGAAGAAGACCUGAAGGAGGCUGGCAUUGAUGUCAAUGAAGCCUCAGUGUACUCAGGAUUGUGCACACAGCUCUUUAAAGAGGAACGUGGGCUGUACCAGGACAAGGUGUACUGUUUUGUUCAUCUGAUCAUUCAGGAGUUUCUGGCUGCUGUAUAUGUGUUCCUCUCAUUCAUCAACAACAAUGAGAAUCUAAUGGACAAACUGCAAUCAACAUCCAGGAACUUUUCUGUGAGGAUCAAACAAAGGCGUAAAGUUACUUUCUACAAGAGUGCUGUGGAUAAAGCCUUACAAAGUGAGACGGGAAACCUGGACCUUUUCCUCCGCUUCCUUCUGGGCCUCUCACUGGAGUCCAAUCAGAAGCACUUACGAGGUCUACUGACAAAGACAAGAAGCAGCUCACAGAGCCAUGAAGAAACAGUCAAGUACAUCAAGGAGAAGAUCAGGGAGAAUCUCUCUCCAGAGAGGAGCAUCAAUCUGUUCCACUGUCUGAAUGAACUGAAUGACCAUUCUCUAGUGGAGGAGAUCCAAAGAUACCUGAGCUCAGGAAGUCUCUCAAAACCCAACCUGUCACCUGCACAGUGGUCAGCUCUGGUCUUUGUGUUGCUGACUUCAGAAAAGGAGCUGGAUGUGUUUGACCUGAAGAAAUACUCCAGAUCAGAGGAAGGUCUUCUGAGGCUGCUGCCAGUGGUCAAAGCCUCCAGAGCUGCUCUGCUGUCAGGCUGUGGAGUCACAGAGGAAGGCUGUGCUUCUCUGGUCUCAGCUCUGGAGUCAAACCCCUCACACCUGAGAGAGCUGGAUCUGAGUAACAAUGACCUGAAGGAUUCAGGAGUGAAGCUGCUCUCUGCUGGACUGGGGAAUCCCCACUGUAAACUGGAGACUCUGAGGCUGUCAGGCUGUCUAGUCACAGAGGAAGGCUGUGCUUCUCUGGUCUCAGCUCUGAGGUCAAACCCCUCACACCUGAGAGAGCUGGAUCUGAGUAACAAUGACCUGAAUGAUUCAGGAGUGAAGCUGCUCUCUGCUGGACUGGGGAAUCCCCACUGUAAACUGGAGACUCUGAGGCUGUCAGGCUGUCUAGUCACAGAGGAAGGCAGUGCUUCUCUGGUCUCAGCUCUGAGGGCAAACCCCUCACACCUGAGAGAGCUGGAUCUGAGGUACAAUCACCCAGGAGACUCAGGAGACAGACUGCUCUCUGCUAGACUGGAGGAUCCACACUGCAGACUGGAGAAACUCAAUGUGGGACAUGGUGGAGAGAACAGAAUGAAACCUGGGCUUAGAAAAUAUGUCUGUGACCUCACACUGGACCCAAACACAGUAAACAGACUCAUCUCUCUGUCUGAAGAGAACAGAAAGGUGACACGGAGGACAGAGGAGCAGCCGUAUCCUGAUCACCCAGAGAGAUUUGAGGACUGUAGACCGGUGCUGUGUAGAGAGGGUCUGACUGGGCGCUGUUACUGGGAGGUAGAGUGGAGUGGAGGGGCUGUUAUAGGAGUGACAUAUAAAGGAAUCAGCAGGAGAGGAGAGGUUAGGGACUGUUGGCUUGGAUACAAUGACAAGUCCUGGAGUCUGUUCUGCUCUGACAACAGUUACUCUGCCUGUCACAAUAAUAAUCCCACUACCAUAGACGUCCCCUCCUCCAGCUCCCACAGAGUAGGGGUGUAUCUGGACUGGCCAGCCGGCACUCUAUCCUUCUAUAGAGCCUCCUCUGACACACUGACCCACCUGAUCACAUUCACCUCCAAAUUCACUGAGCCCCUCUAUCCAGGGUUUAGGGUUCAUGAUGUUGACUCUUCAGUGUCCCUGAAAUAAUAACCUGACACACACACUGAGACACACAAACACACACACAGAGACACACACAGAGACACACACACACACACACACUGGACCGACACACACACACACACACACUGAGACACAUACACACACACACACACACACACACACACACACACACUGAGACACAUACACACACACACACACACACACACUGGACCAACACACAUACACACACUGGACCCACACACACACCCACACACACACACUGAGACACACACACACACACACACUGAGACACACACACACACACACACACACUGAGACACACACACACACACACACACACACACUGAGACACACACACACACACACACACACACACACACACACA
This is a messenger RNA of Oncorhynchus nerka (sockeye salmon), 5006 nucleotides long. RefSeq names its product NLR family CARD domain-containing protein 3-like. Bases 1376 to 4645 code for a protein of 1089 amino acids. Lineage: Eukaryota; Metazoa; Chordata; Actinopteri; Salmoniformes; Salmonidae. The record is from RefSeq and is a predicted model, not a curated record. Gene Ontology annotation, molecular function: protein binding. The transcript has 9 exons. Gene Ontology annotation, biological process: intracellular signal transduction.